GGAUGGCCGGCUCGCUGAGGUUAUUAUGGGAUGGCCGGCCGCCCGUCUCCAGGGUAACGCACUGGUCACCUUGGUAACGGGGCGGGCCCAGGGAAGGGGCGGAGUCUCCACCAUCACUGCCGGUGUCCAGGAGCGGGAGGAUCCACCGCGCGAGACCGAGGAAGCCAGCGAGCCGUGAACUGUCCGCGCGACCCAGGGACCUACCGUGCGAGAGUUGGACGGAUCCCGGUCAGUGUGCGUAUUACUGACCCCGACAGCCCCACAUACCGGCUCCCUGACCCGAAAUACUGCCCUAAAUACCCCACACCGGCUCCCUGACCCGAAAUACUGCCCUAAAUACCCCACACCGGCUCCCUGACCCGAAAUACCCCCACAUAAACCCGAAUUCUGCCCUAAAUACCCCACAGCGGCUCCCUGACCCGAAAUACCCCCACAUAAACCCGAAUACUGCCCUAAAUACCCCACACCGGCUCCCUGACCCGAAAUACUGCCCUAAACCCCACACCGGCUACCCGAAAUACUGCCCUACCCCACACCGGCUCCCUGACCCGAAAUACCCCCACAUAAACCCGAAUUCCGAUAAACCCGAAUACUGCCCUAAAUACCCCACACCGGCUCCCUGACCUGAAAUACCCCACAUAAACCCGAAUACUGCCCUAAACCGGCUGACCCGAAAUGACCCGAAAUACCCCCACAUAAACCCGCCCUAAUACCCCACACCGGCUCCCUGACCCGAAAUACCCCCACAUAAACCCGAAUACUGCCCUAAAUACCCCACAGCGGCUCCCUGACCCGAAAUACCCCACACCGGCUCCUUAAUCCGAAAUACCCCCCACAUAAACCCGAAUACUGCCCUAAAUACCCCACACCGGCUCCCUGACCUGAAAUACCUCCACAUAAACCCGAAUACUGCCCUAAAUACCCCACACCGACUCCCUAACCCUAAAUACCCCUACCCAGGAACCUCACCCCCACAUAUACCAGAUUAAUGCCCUAAAUACCCCAACCCAGGGACCUCUCCCCCACAUAUACCCGAUUACUGCCGUCAAUACCCCACACCACUUCAUAAGCCUUAAAAAUACCCUGAAAUCAACCGUGUACACCCACACACCGGCUCCUUAACCCCUAUAUAACCUGCCGAGGGACUUCAGCCCCGAAAUACCCCACACCAGGAUAUAUAGGGGUAUUUUUCCCCCUAUAUACCCCACACCAGGUAUUUAACCCCCUAUAUACCCCACACUGGCUAUUUAACUACUAAAUUCAGUGUGGCACCCACACCGGCUACUUAAUCCUUAAAUACACCCCCAAAAUAUCUCACAGCAGCUCCUUAAACCCUAUAAUACAAACACAGGCUCAUAAACCCCUAAAUACGCCACAACAGCUAUUUGAUCCCUGAAUACACCCUGUAACCCCCGCACUGACUUAUUAACCCCUAAAUACCUCACACUGGCUCUCUAACCCCUAAACACCCCACACUGACUCCUGAACCCCCAAAUACUACUCUAAAUAGCUCAUACCGUGACCCAUAAAUGCACCCUGUAACCCACACACUGGCACAUCAACCCCUAAAUAUACUGUGUAACCCCCACACACUGGCUACAUAACCCCAAAAUACCACACAUCAGGUACUCGAUUCCUAAAUAUACUGUGUAACCUCUGCACCCACUUCUUAACCCUCAAAUACCAUACAUAUGGUCUUCGAUCCCUAAAUACACACUGUAACCCAAACACAGGCUUCUCAACCCAUAAAUAUACUGUGUAACCCCUAACCAGCUCAUUGGCCUUUAAGUAGUAUAACCCACACACCAGUUCCCGUGAGUCCCUAAAUUCACCUUAUAACACCCACAGAAGCUCAUCAACCCCCAUGCCGCCUUAGCCACCCCUAAAUACACCCUGUAACCUUUAAGUAUUGUAACUCUCACUCCCUUUCUUUGAACCUCUAAAUACAUCCUGUAACCCCACAUGGUUCUCUAACCCCUAAAUACGCUAUGUAACCACCACUCUGGAUCUGUAACUUUUAAAUAUACUGUUUAACACCCACCCAGGCUCCUUGACCAAUGAAUACACCGUGUAACCCCUACACAGCUCCUUAACCCCUAAAUACACUGGGUUACCCCAACAUAGGCUCCUUAAUGCCCAAAUACACCAAGUAACAAUACCUAAAUACACCUUUUAACCAUAUAUUGGGAACCUUAAUCCCUACAGACUGUAAAACCCCACAGAGGCGCUUUAAACACUUAUAUAUCUGGUCACCCUCUUUACAGGUACCUUUAUCCCUAAAUGCAUUCUGUAUCCUCCUACACAGACUAUUUGACCCAUAAAUGCACUCUACCCCCCUUACAGGCACCUUUAUACUCAAGUACACCCUGUAAUGACGCCCAUACAUGUGUAUUAUUUACUAAAUACACCCUGUAACUCCCUAUCUGUAUAGAUGCACAUUAUCUACUCCUCUAAUACUCUCCUAUAGUGGCACCUUACUACAUUUUCCCUGAAUACACAACUCCAUUAGAUACAUUUUAUCCCAUAAUUCCUGAACUUACUAAAUGUAGUAAGGUGCCACUAUAGAACCCUUAAACCCAAUAUUUACACGCUAUUCUGAACCUACAAAAUACAUGCUUUAACCCCCUAUAUACACAUCCCUAUAAAAACCAUAUAACUUGUAUGUCGGCUUCUUAGCCCCAGUAUACACCCUGUUUUAUCCUACGAAGGCAUGUAAGCCCCCUUUUCCAUAAAUUAUGCUGUAUACUCAUUGCAGCCCUUUUCCCAAAAGGCCUUGCCCAUUAAAUGUUCAUCUAUAACCCAGAUAUCCCUGCAACUUCCUGCUUCUCUACUUUAUUCCCACAACCCUGUAACUCAUAUGCUGGAACUUUGGCUUCCAGACACACACAAAUACCCUCAAGUCACCUAUCCAAGCACUUUUAGAUACACAUUAACCUAUUGAAUUGCCAACUAACCCCAUCUAGUGUAGUAAUCUGUUCAGUUGCAGCAUAGAUUAUAUAGAUAUGUUACCCCCUAUAACUUGUACCCUAUUGUCCAGGUAAAUUAACACCUUUUGUGAUCAGCUGUUGAGUAUAUAAAUACCCAAGUACUGGUUGCUGCCAUGUAUUGAGUGGCACAUGUUACCCAUCUACGUGACCUCUACAGAUCCCACGUGAUUUGCUAUCUAGGGACAUUAACCCUUUAAGUAGUUUGUAAACGAACAAUGCAGGGGCAUUGUCCAUAUGGGUGCUGCGUCAUCUCCAAUCCAUGACAAUUCCUCCUUAUAUUAAGAAUAUUUUUGUCCUCCAUGUAUGUUGACAUUACCUAUGUAGAUACAGUGUAUCAUCUUGCCAUGAUACAUUAACCCUCAUAGAGUUGCUUUAUUCGUAGUUUGAACCCCACAAAAUAGGGACGGAAACUCUCACAGGAAACCAUCUCCAGACUAAUUGACCCCCAUAGAUUGGUAACCUCAGUCAGGUACUUUAUUGCGUAAUACUCUAAUCUAGCCGGAUUCCCCCAUCAAUGCCAUAUAGGAACAUUUGCUGGCACUAUAUAAUUACUGAUUUACUUUAAUUACUAUAUUUACAAAGACGCAGCAUAAUCCUAAACAUUCUCUACCCCUAUAUUCUAUCACAAUUUUGUUAAUUUAUGUUUUAAUUACCUUGAAUGCCUAGCUGCUGGAGGAGAUUCACAUUUGUGUACAUAUAUUCUACAAAACACCACUAUGCAAAUGGGAUGUUUGAUCAUGUAGUUUUAAACCAGUUCUAUGUCUUAAAUCUAUAUAAUAUUCACAUGGCAUUCACACAAUAUUGCUUUUCUUGGCUAAGAUACAGCAAACAUGGGGGGAGCUCUUGAGGUGCUAUAAAUGGUUUCAUAAUUUAUUGUUGGAUAUAGAAGGCCUGGCUCACAUGCCUGUGUUAUGUUCUUAAGACACUGAACACACCAGUAUAUUAUGUUAGUAGUUCUGUUCGCCUCAGCCCAUCUGUGAAGGUGAUAUCCUUAUAUUUUACCUAGAGUCUAUUGAACCCUGCCCACAAGCUAUGUUUGUUUACAUUUUCCCCAAAUUUUAGGCUAUUGAAUUCAGUGAUGAGCCUACACUGUAAUGCCAGGGGAUUUUUACCUCCUGGUGAGGUUUGUAAAUACUCCUCCCCCAUGCAUUGUGGGGGUAGGGAGGGUUUGAGGAUGGCUGACAGUCCAGUGGUUAUUACGCUAGCUCAUGACUGUGACAUUCUAGAUUGACAACCUUGUAUUCUCAUUGCAGCCCUCUCCCUGGCACUACGCACUGAUCAUUGGAGUCCUCUUUCCUGUGCUUGUCACUACCCUGUGCCACUUGAUUUCUUAAUAUGGCUUCCUCGCCAGGCAGCGAAGGAGAAAUUGAAGUAAUGCUGAACAGCAGCCUCCACCAAGGUAGGAAGUGCCAGAUUGUUUGCUUGCUGCCAUGUAUUGAGUGGUGUGACUAAAGGAAAAAAAUUCAGAGAUGUGUAAUGGUGCCCAGUGUACUCUUAUUACAAGUCUUAAAACGGAUCAAUAAACUGAUUUUAGUAGCAGUUAUAUCUUAUAACACAGAAAGUCUAUGCUUUAUGUACUAGGUGUUGCUAGUGGAGCAGCUGCUACAGGGUCAAAAAUGUUUCAUCCGUGCCCAUGCAUCUACAUCAUCUUCUGGUGGUCUUUCCUAAAGGAACAUGGAGAUUACGGACUACGGGUGGGGGAGCUUUGUAGAUCAUUCUAAUAGGAUAUGGGUGCAGGGAUAUAAUCUCCAUGUUUACUAGUGCCUUCUGAGAGGGUACAGAGAAGUUUUCUUAUUUCAGAUGCACAGAUCUCUGCUCCACAUCCAAAGUGCAGAAACAGGAACCAUAAACGGGAAUAUAACGUUAACAGUGGCCCUCAGGCUGUAUCGGUGCUUUCUGAAUUGCGAGCAGAGGAAAAGAUUGUCAGUCCACAAAGACCACUUGCUCCCUCAGUAGACUGACAGAAUUUGGACCUUGUACCCAUUUUCCCCACAACAAAUCUCCAACAGGGGUUCCUUACCCCAGACAGGAACAUAUGAAUCCCUUGUAAAUACAGUAACACACAAUUGAAGCAUAUGGUAGCAAUCAGGGUUUCCAGCUGCAGUAACAGCACUGAGACAGGAUAGUUACACUAAUGAUUCAGAACUCCAAGUAAAUCAAUAUAAUUCUACAAUUUGUGUGUAGCAUGAAUGCUUACGAAAUUGAUAUCUAUCUAUCUUCUCCUGGAACACUAAAUAAAAUGUGCCUGUAUAUAUUUAGGGGCAUCAGAUCUCCCCCCUUGGGGAGGUUGGUUUGGGGAUUUUGUUUGCCUUACUAUAACUGCACAGCAGUUUAUAACAUUAUUAUUAUUAUUGCCAUUUAUAAAUAGCGCCAACAGAUUCCGUACUGCUUUACAAAGUUAUGAGGGGGAUUGAACUAUAAAUAGGACAAUUACAAGAAAACUUACUGAAACGAUAGGUUGAAGAGGACCCUACUCAAAUGAGCUUAGUCUAUAGACCUUACUGUAUAUUCCUACUCCCGUGCAGCUUAUAAAGAAGGCAGACUGUAAGCUGAAUGUGAACUUAUUUGAAUUUCCACUCUUAAAAUGAUGUAGAAGUGACAUCAGAUGUAUUUAAAAAAUAUCUAACGAGAGAAUGAGAACUGUUAUGCACAGCAGCAAUCUUAAGAGGACGCUUUAAAAAAAAGUAUGCUUAUUAUAAAAAUCCUUUCAGUGUAAGAAUCCUAUAAAGUUGCUCUAAUUUUGCUUUGGCCCUGCAUUGCUGCUUUGCGUGUUAGUGCAUUGUGACAAAGUUAUAACUCUUUAUUUUGUAUUUUGAAUUAAUCUGAUGUCUGUACUUCCUGGAUCAUGCACACUUUAACUGUCUCACUUUAUUUUUAUAUUACUCUUUAGUGCCUUUUUUUUUUUUUUUGACUGGUUUUCAAACUUCCACAAGCUUGUAAAUAAAUGACAGGUCAGGCUUACAUUAAUUUCCUACUUUAAAACAGGAAAAAUAAUCAGUGGCUCCGUUGUUUUUCUUUACAAUCCUCAAAUCCUGACCUUUUUUAGGUUAGCUUUUCAAUUACAAUUUAAACCAGCAAUGUUCUGAUAGAUUUACAUAAUAUGCAAUAAAUAUAUCACAAUGGGAAAGCUGUGCCCACAUUGUUUCUAAAGCUUAAGCUGAUCGACAUUUUAUUAAAGGAACACUCAGAAACCAUAACAACAACAGUAUGUUGUGUUGGUUAUGGUGCCCUGGUGCAAACAGUUGACUUUGUAUCAGGUGCCAAAAGGGGUUUCAGUUCCUGCAUCUUCUUGCAUCUGGAAUCUCAUAGUGCAGGGUUUAGCUCAGAGGCUGGGAGCGACCAGCUGAUUCUGGGACCUGACACCAAACUGCUACCACUCACUGUAGUGGUUCUGGUGCUUGGAUGUUCAGCUAUUUGUAUAUUUACUACAUUAAAACCAAUGAAACACUUAACCCUUUUUUUUUUUUUUUAAUUCACAAACCUCAACUCAGGUCUUGAAUGCAAAAUCUUUAAAUUCUUACUUGAAGCUGCCUCACUACCUCAUAUCCUGUGAAAGUUUUAAAUGAACCUGUGCAGUUGUGGUCCAAUUUAUCAGCAAAAAAUUUGAAAUGUCUUCAUUCUGCUGCUAACUUUGAAGGGGUUACGUUAUGUGUUUGCCGUUUUCCACUCUGCAGUGGGAUUAUUGGUUGUUUAAAUCAUGGUUCUUACAUGAAGUUUGAUGCUCCAUUUUACUUACAAAUGAUGCUUUGAUCCAUAUUUCUAACCCUAAUGUCCAUAAAUGAUCCAUAUUUCUAACCCUCAAGUUAUGUUGGUGACUUCUGUCAUGCUGGGGUUUUGGUUCCACAUUGCAGAAUUGGGAAUGGGAUUUAGAAUCCAGGUCAUAGGGAUAUCAGAUAUACAUUUUGUAUAAACCUUUUCUGGUCUCGACUGUGGCAGGUUGGAUUUACCAAACAUUUGGUACAUACUUGAUGCUUAACCUAGUGUUAGGAAGGCUGUCUAAGAUCUAACACAUUGUGGCAUUUUGUUUUCGGGAAAUAAUUAUGGUUUGGUCUUUUUCUUUGUUUGCAAUUGGUCACAAUAAUCUGUAUAAACUGAAAUCUGGCUCUGCUUAGAGACUGCAAUGACAGCCUGUUGUAUAUGCACAUAGAUUGGAUUUACUCUAUCCCUCUGCUGUCUGUAAAAUAUGGAGUUGAGGGGGUCUUUUGGAAACCAUAUAACAGUCUAUGGUUUGUCUGCUGUCCAUCUCUGAGACCGCAGAAUCACAGCUAGGGGAUGUGAGAGGCCCCACUUUUUUUCUUUUUUUUUUCUUUUUUUUUUUUUUUAAAGCAAAUAGUAACUUUGUACAUUAGCAGGAAUAUAGUAGGUAGGCUGUGCGGCACUAGUCUUUAGGUGGGUAUUUUAUGAGAAUGUUGUACUAGUUAAAAAUACAAUGCCUAUAUGUGCAUCUUAUCUGCUCUGAUGCUAAUUUCUGUCAUAAGAUGACUAAUGGUUUUUUGGAGAGGACUACACAUUUAUUGGGAUAAAAGAGCCAGAUUUUAUAUCUGCCAUAAUGCUUCAGACUUUUAAUUGUAGAGCGCAGACAGGAGUACAUUGGCCUGUUCCUGUGGUAUUUGAAGGCUCCUUGUGUGUUGUCUUUGUGGUGCUGCCAUCUUGUCAAAGUGUAAAGUAAAGCAGCCAUUAACUGUCCUGUCCUAAAGAAACAAAAGCUCCCCCUCCUGCUCUGAGAUGUGCGUGUGCAUUGUGGGCGUGUAGUGAAACACUUUCCCUCCCACUCCUCGUGCUCUCUCUCCAGAUCUGGGCUUCCCCCCUCCCUACCCUUAAACUCCUGGGGAAUCCUAGUUUCUGCCCUUGUUGCUGUGUGUGCCUGUCCUUCUGUCCCUGUACGUCUGCCUCUAUUGUCCCCUGUGUAUGAUUGCCCGUGUCUCUCUCUUCCUGUGUCAUUUGUUAUCUAAAAAUGACCCAUCAUUCUAUCUGUGCUUGUGUCAGUCUGCUUUGUUUCCUUCUUUUCACUCUAUCUGCCCCUCCCCCCAUGUGGGUUGCUGUUUCUGCCAUGUGUCUCGGCUUUUGUUCUCAUGCACUGGAUUUGUUAUGACUCCUGCAGGCCUUGCACAUGAUUAGCUUCCCUGAAGGCCGAAACCCUGUGCACUGUCUCCACUUACCUUUGUGGUCUUCUCUUAUCUUCAGGUUUAGAUCUAGGAAUGGUUUUUCCUUACAUACUUGGUGAUCCCUCUGCAUUCCUCUUGUAUCUAAACAUGAUCUCUAGAGAAAAAGGCCUUGUCUUAUGCACAGUCAUGGCUAUUUAGGAAAGUGAGAUAUGUUGGGAAUGCAAAGCAAAUUAAAGUCCAAAAUAGCCAAAUUUGAAAAAUUCUACAAGUCUGAUAUGCCUUAGGUUGUCCUAGAAUUGUAAAUUCAGUUUGAAUUCACAAGUCUACAAAUUCACACAUUAGUAGAUGACCAAAAAUGAAAAACCUAUUGUGACAUGCAAAUAACUUUACAAAUUAUAACAUUUACUUUCAAUUACUGGCAAUCCACACUUUAGUGAAUAAUUGUUAGCCUGACCAAAUUUCCUGUUCUUCGGUAUGGGACAGGCAGUUCAAGUGCCUGUGCAUUUCUAGAAGUCUGAGUGAACAGAAGAGAAUUGUGGCAUCCAUUUGUGUGUCUUGUCAUGGCUCUCCAGUGCUCAGGGGUGCACCCUGUCAGAUGUCAGAGUGUGACUGUAUCCUUUACUUUCAGAUGAUGAUGAUCUGGAUGACGAUCUCUCAGAGGUGGAAACUCCCAAAAUAAAGAAAAAGAAGAAACCCAAAAAAGCAAAAGAAUCUAAGACCCCCAAAGGAAAGAGACAAAAAAAGGAGGUGAGCAGAAAUGCGUUAAGCAUCAGAAUACGUAACCCACGCUGGGGCUUGUGCUGUGUAUUGGUAGGGGUGGGGGUUGUAGGGCUUACCAUGCCAUUUAAAAAAAAAAAAAAAAAAAAUUAAAAAUUUUUUUUUUUUGGUUGAAGGAGGGAUUGUGUUGGUGGGGUUCCCAUGAUUUGUUUGGUGUAGAGCGUGUCAGCAUGUCUUUAUUGGAAUCUUUACUCAUUACUUUAUCUGUUAGGAAGUGGAUGAUAGCUCAGGGGAAGCCAAUGAUUUUGGCGAAGAUGAUGGAGGACCUGUUCGUUCAGAUAGUGAAGGCAGUGAUUACACCCCUGGCAAGAAAAAGAAGAAGAAGCUGGGACAGAAGAAGGAAAAGAAAACCAAGGUGAAGCGAGAGGAAGAAGAUGAUGAGGAUGACGACUCCAAGGUUAGUGUUAUGGGUGGCUCGUGUUGCUAUUUGUCACAUUUAGACUGGGAACUGUGCCAAAACACUGGAUAUUUCCAAAAAUGGGCCUUAACCCACAUAGUAGGGAUCGGCCGAUAUUCGGUAUUUUCGGCAAUAUCGGUAUCGGCCAAUUCUGAUACUGAUAUUGCUGAUAAUACCUCCUAGGACCGUGGGGGGGCGCUUACUCACCUCCCAGCAGCUGGAGGAGCUGCUGGUAAGUAAGCGCUUGCUCUCCGCCCCCCCCCAGCUCAGCCAAUACCACUGGACCACCAGGGACUGCUAUAUCCCCCCUCCCUGGCCAGGUAACAAGCAGGGAGGGGGGACAACAAAAAUAAAUAAAUAAUUAAAUAUAAAAAAUAAUAAUAAUUUAAUAAAAAAUGCCCCCUCACACACUCCAUUAUAUACACAUACACUACACAAACACACUGUGUAUAUAAUGCGCUGUGUGUGUGUAUACAAUGCACACAAACACAUACUGCAUUACAUAUACACACACACUAUACAAACACUAUAUAAUGCAGUGUGUGUAUAUAAUGUAGUGUUUAUAUAAUGCACACUGCAUUAUAUACACUACACAAAUACACACUCUGCAUUCAUUAUAUAUACACACUUUGCAUUUAGUAUAUAACACAUUCACUUUACGCACACUACCCACACACUACACUAAUACACACUGCUUCCACUACACACACUAGACAAAUACACACUGCAUCCACUACACACACAUUGCAUCCUCCACACACUCUGCAUCCACUACACAAACACACACAGCUCCCCUGUCACACUGCAUCCACUACACGUGGCAUGUAUAUUUUGUGCAUUUACCUUUAGAAAUAUUUUUUUUCCAAAAUGGUAAAUGUACAGAAUAUCGGCAAAUUAUAUCGGCUAUCAGCCUGAAAGUUCACAGAAUAUCGGUAUCGGCUCUUAAAAAUCAAUCUCGGUCGAUCCCUACCACAUGGUAAAUACUCCUAUAGGUGGACCAUACCAAGACUCUUGAGAAUCACCCACAAUGUCCUAUGAAAACCUCAAAAUGAUUUACAGUUCUGCUCAGAUUUGGGGGAUGGUUCAAUAAUACUGUCAUGGAAUUUACAUCUCUCUCAUUUGUCAAAGGAACCCAAAUCUUCUGGUCAGCUUCUAGAAGAUUGGGGUAUGGAAGAUAUCGACCAUGUGUUCACGGAGGACGAUUAUCGUACACUGACCAACUACAAGGCUUUCAGUCAGUUUGUCAGGUAUGCUCCUGUUCUACAAUUUGCAAAAUUGUAAUACGUUUCUUAUCUUCUCUGCAUUUAAAAAUCUUUCCCUUUCUUUUCAGACCUCUCAUUGCAGCCAAGAAUCCAAAGAUUGCAGUCUCCAAGAUGAUGAUGGUCUUAGGAGCUAAAUGGAGAGAAUUCAGUACCAAUAACCCCCUGAAGGGCAUCUCAGGAGCUUCUGUGGCAGCAGCUGCGGCUGCAGCUGUGGCGGUAGUAGAAAGUAUGGUGGCAACGAAUGAAGUAGUUGCACCCCCUCCACCACCACCUGAAGUUCCCCUUCGUAAAGCAAAGACUAAGGAAGGCAAAGGUCAGCCAACACACUUUGUGUUUUAAGGAGGGUUUAGUGGAGUAGCACUUAGAUUUGUUUAGAGUGCUGGUCUUUAACACUGGCUGGAUGUGAGCUGUGUUAACUAGUUUAGAAAUCAAGCUUGUUUAUUGUCUCUUAGGGCCCAAUGCCAGGAAAAAACCAAAGACUGUCAAACCAGCAGAAGUGAAGAAACCAAAAGCCAAGAAAGUGGCUCCACUAAAAAUUAAACUCGGUGGUUUUGGUUCAAAACGCAAACGUUCUUCGGUAAGCAGCUGAUUACGGUCUAUAAAAUGAAGGGUAUGUGUUUCAUAUAUGGAUAUAUUGGCCUAAUACACUGUUGCUUCUUCCUCUUAGAGUGAAGAGGAUGAUCUUGAAGUGGAGUCUGAUUAUGAUGAAGGCAGCAUGAACAGCCUGUCUGUAUCUGAUGGGUCCACCAGUAAAAGCAGCCGUAGCCGAAAGAGACUAAGAGCCAGCAAGAAGAAGAAGAAAGGUUAGAACACAAACAUAUAGUACCUAUGUUCUACUAAGGUUCAGAAAUCAUUGUUGGUCUUAUCCUGAAUUGCUCUUCUUACAGGUGAGGAGGAAACACAAGUAGGAGGCGGGGAUGGAUAUGAAACAGAUCAUCAAGACUACUGUGAGGUGUGCCAACAGGGUGGAGAGAUCAUCUUGUGUGAUACAUGCCCUCGUGCUUAUCAUAUGGUUUGUCUGGAUCCUGACAUGGACAAGGCUCCAGAGGGCAAAUGGAGUUGCCCACACUGUGUAAGUGAAGGAAGUGUGUGAGAGAGCAUGGCGGCCGGUCCAUGAACUGAGACACACAUAAUAUGUGUAAAGCCAUCUCUGGGAGGAGAGGUGGUUUGCAAAAUGUGGUUGAGAGAAUGUUGGGGCGUGGUGUGUGUGUGUGUGUUCCUUUUCAAAUUAUCUGAAAGAAGCUUUGGUUCCAGUAGUAUUCAUAUGUAACAGAAAGCUGGAGGUUUUUGAAGAGGGGUGAUAUCCCAGUUCUCAGGGAGAAGUGGGGGAAGAGGCAGUGACAUAUGUCGGCUUUAGCUUUUUGUGUAAAAAGACCAAGAGAUCGGUAUGGCACCCUAUGGACUGAUGGCACUCUUUUCUGUAUGUUAGGAGAAAGAGGGAGUUCAAUGGGAAGCAAAGGAGGAUAAUUCAGAAUGUGAUGAAGAUUUGGAUGAUGGUGGAGGAGAUCCAGAGGAGGAAGAUCACCACAUGGAGUUCUGUCGUGUUUGUAAGGAUGGUGGGGAGCUGCUUUGUUGUGACACCUGCCCCUCCUCCUACCACAUCCAUUGUCUCAACCCACCUUUGCCAGAGAUACCCAAUGGAGAAUGGCUGUGCCCGCGUUGCACUGUGAGUAUUGCGUUACUUUUCAAAUUUUUCACUAUCUUUUUAGCUACGUCCUGAUGGAUAACUAUAUUUUUAUGUCUUUCCAGUGUCCUUCUUUGAAGGGUAAAAUCCAAAAAAUAUUGAUUUGGAAGUGGGGGCAACCUCCACCCCCUACUCCUGUUCCACGACCUGCAGGUUUGGAUCCUCAUACUCCUUCCCCAAAACCUUUAGAGGGUCGUCAAGAGCGAGAAUUCUUUGUCAAAUGGCAAGGAAUGUCCUAUCUACACUGUUCCUGGGUGACAGAACUCCAGGUAAAAUUGUGUAUGCAUUAUAUAUGUGAGGUUUUUUUUUUUUUUUUGUUUUUUGUUUUUUUCUUUCAUCUGUGUAAAGUAUCUUAAGUAAUAUCUAUAGCUAGAGAUUAGAAGCUAGCUAGAUUGCUCUCAUUCAGCUCAAAAGCAUUCUGACCUCUGGCUUCCUUUCUUAGCUAGAGCUGCACUGCCAGGUUAUGUUUCGUAACUACCAGAGGAAGAAUGAUAUGGAUGAGCCACCCGCUGGUGAUUAUGGUGUAGAUGAAGAAGAAAAGAGCCGUAAAAGGAAAAACAAAGAUCCUAAAUAUCUGGAGAUGGAAGAAAAAUUUUAUCGUUAUGGAAUCAAGCCAGAGUGGAUGAUGAUUCACCGUGUAUUAAAUCAUAGGUAGGCAUUCAGUUUCCUAUUCUAAAUCUAGAUUAGAGGGUCUUUAUGUUAAAAUAUAAGGGCUAUGGGCAAUGGUCAUCUGAACACCAUUAAUGCUGUCCUUUUUACUUAUUCAUAGUAUUGAUAAGAAGGGUAAUGUUCAUUAUCUGAUCAAGUGGAGGGAUCUGGCAUAUGACCAGGCAUCCUGGGAGCUAGAAGAUGCUGAUGUUCAGGAUUUUGACAUGUACAAACAAGGCUACUGGAAUCACAGGUAGGUUUCCAUGAGGCCAGGUUCCUUUUAGUAUGUUAAAUGUUCCUUAACUACAUUUUGUACAGUUUUAAGUGGGGUUUUUUUUUUUUUUUUUCUAUCCAAACUUGCAGAGAGCUAAUGUGUGGGGAUGAAGGUCGUCCUGGAAAGAAGAUAAAGAAAAUGAAACAUCGCAAACUGGAACGUCCCCCUGACACACCUACUGUUGAUGUAAGUUACUAAAUAAUGAGGGGGAUUGGUGAAUCUUAAGUUUCUGUAGCUUCACUCAUCUACUUUGUCCUCAGCCCACAGUGAAGUACGAUCGGCAGCCAGAGUACUUGGACAUUACAGGAGGCACUCUUCACCCUUACCAGCUGGAAGGUCUUAAUUGGCUGCGCUUCUCUUGGGCACAAGGCACAGAUACUAUCCUGGCUGAUGAGAUGGGUUUAGGCAAAACUGUUCAGACCGCAGUGUUUCUGUAUUCCUUAUAUAAAGAGGUGAAUAACUACAAUGUCCUUUAUUCUUCUGCCCAGCCACUUGUCAUUCAGACUUUUUUUUUUUUUCUCUUUUAAUAUUAACUCCUUAUGUCCCCCCUAUGAUUGAUCUAGUCCUGCCACCAGUGAUACCAAUUGUGCUUUUCUUCUUCAGGGUCAUUCAAAGGGUCCAUUCCUGGUUAGUGCUCCACUCUCCACAAUUAUUAAUUGGGAGCGUGAAUUUGAAAUGUGGGCCCCCGAUAUGUACGUGGUCACAUACGUUGGUGACAAAGACAGCCGUGCAGUCAUCAGAGAAAAUGAGUUCUCAUUUGAAGACAACGCCAUCCGGGGUGGAAAGAAAGCUUCUCGUAUGAAGGUAAGCAACCUAUAACUUUCCGUUACUUGGCUAGAACGUUUAUUUUUGUGCCAUGCUGACCUGAGCGUAUACCACAGAAAGAAGCAUCUGUGAAGUUCCAUGUCCUCCUCACAUCGUAUGAAUUGAUCACCAUUGACAUGGCUGUACUUGGAUCUAUAGACUGGGCCUGCCUGGUGGUUGAUGAAGCUCACCGUCUAAAAAAUAAUCAGUCCAAGGUAAUGUGUGUGUGUAUAUGUACACAUCUUGUUUUAGGUGCCAUCCCUGUCUUCUCAUUUCUCUCUGGUUGUUUGCUCAGUUUUUCAGGGUUCUGAAUGGAUACACACUGCAACACAAGCUUCUUCUCACAGGAACCCCACUGCAGAACAACCUGGAGGAACUGUUUCACCUGCUCAAUUUCCUCACACCAGAGAGAUUUAAGUAUGUUGAACAGCAAGUCUUAAGAACUAAAACAUUGUUUUUAGGAUUGUUAUUACUGACCGGUUAGGCAUUGUGAAAUGUUCUGAUAUGUAACCGUGCUCGAUAAACAUGGAUUCUGUUUCUGCUCCCCAGAUAGAGAAUCCACUUUUAGCAGCUGUUAAAGGGGAAUUGUCACUUUUCUGAUCUGUAGAUGGUAAAUAGAUGUUAUGUGUUUCUGAUAGAGACAGGAAAUAUAUAUUUUAUUUGACCACAAGAGGCAGUAGAUGAAGGUGAAUGGCUUAAAUGCUUUGUGAUCCAGGAGGAAGGACCAGUGGCGUACUAAGGGGGGCCGGGGGGGGCGGUCCGCCCCGGGUGCCAGCGGAUUGGGGGGUGCCAUGACCAGGGGCGCCCUCCCCCCCCAUCCUGCAGCCGCCCGAGCGCUCUGUAGUGAGCCUCAGGCGGCUGCAGCUUUGCCCGGGUGGUGCGUCCAUGAAGGCGGACCGCACCGCCCGGGCGCAGCAUGGGGAGAGGCUGACAGGAGGGAAGCGCUGAGCGCUCCCUCCUGUCACUCCCUCUCUAGCGUGGCCGAGCCCAGUAUAGUCCGCGGGUACAGGGAGCAGCUGUCUCCUGUACCCGGCCGGACUAACAGGAAGUGCACACAGUGUGUUCACUUCCUGUUAGUCCGGCCGGGUACAGGAAACAAAAGCUACCUGUACCUGCGGACUAUACUGGGCUCGGCCACGCUACAGCAAAGGUAGGGGGGAGGGGGGAGGAGAAAGGGGGGGUGAGAGAGAGGAGAAAGGGGGGAUGUAAUUAUGGGGGUGUAUAUUAAGGGGUAUGGAUUAAUUAAGGAGUGUGGAUUAAUUUAAAGAAAACCUUUAACAUUUUUUACAGUGUUUUUUUGGGUGGGGGGGGAUCCGCCCCGGGUGCCAAAUGCUCUAGGUACGCCCCUGGGAAGGCCACAUUAUAUUACUUUGUGACCACUAGAGACAGAGCCUGUUUAAAUAGGCUUGUAUAGUGAGCCAAUCUGAGCACCAACACCACUUCAUGAUUUUGGGAGAUGGAUACUGACCCCGCUCUGUCCAUUGAAAACAUGCACAUUUUUAAAAUAUUUUUUGAGCAAUGGCACUGCUAACAUUUUGCAAUUUCCAUGCCUCUAGUAUGUCAUUUAGAUUACCAAUAGGUACUUUGACAUAAUUUAAUAUUUUACAUAAAAUGCUGGCGUGCAAAGCAUGCAGAUGAAAGACUCUUGGUGUGCAUUUAGUUGGGCAAAAGUCUUAUAGUUUGAUUUCACAGUAGGAGUGUUGUGGCUGUGAAUAACCUGGCUCGGUACUGGGUUACAGGUAAGUUGUGUUUUAUUUAUUUAUUUAUUUAUUUGCAGGACUAAAACUUAACUGAUAAAAACAAAAAGGAACACCGAGGCUAAAACAUGUGUAUAUUUUUCUUAUUAGACUGGGGUUCUAUUUUUAACAUUUCUUACAUCUUGUCCACAGCAACCUUGAGGGUUUCCUGGAGGAGUUUGCAGAUAUUGCUAAGGAAGAUCAGAUUAAGAAGCUUCAUGAUAUGCUGGGACCUCACAUGUUAAGAAGGCUGAAAGCUGAUGUUUUCAAAAAUAUGCCAUCAAAGACAGAGUUAAUCGUGCGUGUUGAGCUUAGUCCUAUGCAGAAGUGAGUACGGUUUUCUUUCACAUGCUCUACAGCUUACUGCACUUGUCCCCAACGUUUCACUGACUGUCAUCUGCAUCUCUCUCAGAAAAUAUUACAAGUUCAUACUCACCAGAAACUUUGAGGCUCUUAAUACCCGUGGAGGUGGCAACCAGGUGUCUCUGCUCAAUGUGGUGAUGGACCUAAAGAAAUGCUGCAAUCAUCCUUACCUCUUCCCUGUAGCAGCUAUGGUAAGUGGGUUUGGGUAAUUCCUUAGUUUAUCCCAAGCAUAGUUGCUAUGCUUGAUUUGUUGAAGAGGAGACACAUUGAUGACCAGAGGUAUAAGAUGAUGUACCUUAAUCCUUCCUCUCUUUGUGAUGCAGAUGAGCAUUGUUUUUUAUCCAUUUGAAUCGGACUCAUAAGACCCAUCUGGUCCUUUCCUUUCCUUCUGUAGGAAGCACCGAAGAUGCCCAAUGGGAUGUAUGAUGGCGGUGCCCUCAUCAAGGGAGCUGGAAAGCUAUUGCUUCUGCAGAAGAUGCUACGUAAGCUAAAGGAUGAUGGACACAGGGUGCUAAUCUUCUCCCAGGUACUUCCUCAUUCCUGCCACUAUUUCACAUCAGAAUAUUUUAAUCCAUAGUACAACUUCUUUGAGAAUGUACUUUUCUGUCUAAACUACCUUUUAUUUUUUGUCAUUUGAUCCGUCCUAUUGCUCUCUUCUUUGGGAAAACUUUAUGGAUGAGUUAAAAAGGCAGUUUUUACAUUGCACCCUAGGGACACCUCCAGAGGCAGUAAGACUACCACUAGAGGUGCUUUGUGGGUCAGUGCAGCACUAACGUUCAACAUCUCCACGCUCUGUAUGGAGGCACUGGACUUUCCACAUAGAGAUACAUUGAGUUAAUGCAUCUCUGAGGAGAUUCUGGUCGGCAAGCAUGCUUUCCUAUGGGAAAGCAUUUGAUUGGCUGAGAUCGUCAACACUGAUCGGGGACGGGGCCAGCACCGGCAGGCCCAUGCGGUGCUGGCAUAAAGUUGAGUUUUUCGUCUUAUUUAAGGAAGGCAAAGGAGAGACCGGGAAGCUAAAUAGUGUUUUUACCACUAUAUGAUUAGAAAGAUAUGUUUGUAUUCCUGAGUCUCUAGUGUUCCUUUAAGUCUCUAGCACAUCCUUUCCAGCAUAAAGUUUAAUUCACUUGAUUGCUAUCAUAAAAUAGUGGUAUUAUUGUUUUCACUUUCUGCAGUAUUCAAUAUUUUUACUCUUAAGACAACUAACUGCCCCUCUCUCCUCCUCUCCCCCCCCACCCCCUCCUUUUUUUUUUUUUUUGUAAAUCAAAUCUCAUUGUUUAUUUAACUUCACAGUGCAAUAAUGCUUAAUGUACUGUAGCCUUAUGCUACCAUCUGCGGAGUUCAGUUUUGUGCAGAAUUUUGAGGCCAAUAUAAACUUUUUACUUGAGGUCUUCUUCUGCCCUUCCUGACCUAUCUCACUCUUUCACUAGAUGACAAAGAUGUUGGAUCUGUUAGAAGACUUUCUCGAACAUGAGGGCUAUAAGUAUGAACGAAUAGAUGGAGGUAUCACCGGAAAUAUGCGUCAGGAGGCUAUUGAUCGCUUUAAUGGUGAGUGACCGAAUGACACCUAAGUGUUUGCAUUCGAAGUCUGGCUCAAAUGUUUGGCUCAAGAUCUUUGUGUCAAAUUGGAAAAUUUAGGCUAAAUUUGCCAAGCUGUGACUGUAUUUGGGUUAGUGAGUAAACUCAAUUCAGGGCCUCCUGUUUAAUCUUUUCUAUGUCUCUAGUUGUAGUUCUGAUGGACUUAUUGCUAUGUGCAUCUUUAAUUGUAUUUUUAAGAAUUUCGCUCUUUUCUUCCUUAGCACCCGGAGCCCAGCAGUUUUGUUUCCUGUUGUCCACGCGUGCUGGAGGCCUGGGUAUUAAUCUUGCCACUGCAGACACUGUGAUUAUUUAUGAUUCUGACUGGAACCCUCAUAAUGACAUCCAGGUGAGGAACACCAUCUGACUUAUUUGUAGCAGGCUUCAUUUUUUUUCCCCCUUUGCCAUUAUCUAAACAACCUCUUUCCCACAGGCUUUCAGCAGAGCUCAUCGUAUUGGGCAAAACAAGAAAGUGAUGAUCUAUCGAUUUGUGACCCGUGCGUCUGUGGAGGAGAGGAUUACUCAAGUGGCAAAGAAGAAAAUGAUGCUCACUCAUUUGGUUGUGCGACCUGGUCUUGGUUCUAAGACUGGCUCUAUGUCCAAGCAGGAACUGGAUGAUAUUCUUAAAUUUGGUACAGAGGAACUUUUCAAGGAUGAGAUGGAGGGUAAGAAAUCCAGAACAUUUUCAGAUUCCUGAUCCAUGAUCCAAAUUGUAUUUUAGUACAAAACAGUCUGCUGACUCUUCUAACGUUUAAACCAAUAUGUUUGGUUUUUUUCAGGUGAGAUCAAGGAAGGCGAAGAUGGUAGUGUCAUCCAUUACGAUGACAAGGCUAUAGCUCGUCUGCUGGACAGAAACCAGGAUGAGAUUGAAGACACAGAGAUUCAAGGAAUGAAUGAGUAUCUGAGCUCCUUCAAAGUAGCCCAGUAUGUGGUCCGAGAAGAGGAGAUGGCAGUGAGUAUAGAGAUGUUCAUGUACUGUCAGAAGAUCUGGCUAAUAGUUUUGUCUAGAAGGAGUCUAAUAAUUUUUGGUUUUAUCCAGGAUGAAGAGGAGGUGGUCCGUGAAAUCAUUAAGCAGGAAGAGAGUGUGGACCCUGAUUACUGGGAGAAGCUUCUAAGGCACCAUUAUGAGCAGCAGCAGGAAGACCUUGCACGAAAUUUAGGCAAAGGCAAAAGAAUACGCAAACAGGUCAACUACAAUGAUGGCAGCCAGGAAGAUCGAGGUGAAUGUUCUUGCAUUAUUAAAAUACUUAAUUCCAUCUAUACCUUAAUAUUGUGUUAGCUGAUUUCCACUGCCUCCUUAUUGAUCUCUUCACAGAUUGGCAGGAUGAUCAGUCUGAUAACCAAUCUGAUUACUCAGUGGCUUCGGAAGAAGGAGAUGAAGAUUUUGAUGAAAGAUCAGAAGGUAUGCUUCGUUAGUAGUUCACCUUCCCUUGUUCUCUCUUCCAUUUUUUCUCUGCACUGUUUACCAUGCUAUUCUUUUUGACUCUUCUUUCUUGUACACUUGUCCAUUCUUUUUAUAGCAGCACGUCGGCCUAACAGGAAAGGUUUGCGAAAUGACAAGGACAAGCCUCUACCUCCACUUCUGGCACGUGUGGGUGGCAAUAUUGAGGUACAAAAUCUGGUGUAUUUGUGAAAUAGGGGCUUUCACUGUCCUGCUAUUUCUGUGCAGGGCUGGGGUGUUUUGGGGUUUUUUUUUUUGUUUUGUUUUUUUUCAGGAAAAGUGUUUAAUCCCCUAGAUUAUUCUAGUUUAACUUGUAGAUUUAUCCCUUACUGAUUUAGCUGCCUGUAUCUUGUUGACUUAUGAUUUGGUUUUUUUUCAUGGUUUUCAUGCUCUACAUCUCCAUUUUUCAGGUUUUGGGCUUUAAUGCUAGACAGAGGAAAGCCUUCCUGAAUGCAAUCAUGCGUUAUGGAAUGCCCCCUCAGGAUGCCUUCACUACUCAGUGGCUUGUACGUGACCUUCGUGGCAAGUCAGAGAAGGAAUUCAAGUAAGUCCAUGCUUUGACAUUUGUAUGCAAUUCCUUCUUAAUGCUCUAUCUCCUAAUACUCAUAGAAACAUAGAAUGUGACGGCAGAUAAGAACCAUUCGGCCCAAUUUUCUAAAUACUUUCCAUUAGUCCCUGGCUUUAUCUUAUAGUUAGGAUAGCCUUAUGCAUACCCCAUUCAUGCUUAAACUCCUGUACUGUUACUCAACUAGCUCCUUCUUUCCGAAGACUUCACAUUUUAGUCCCAAGUUCUCACAAUCCAUUUGCUCCCCUUCAAAUUGCAGAUUUUUUCCUUUAGUCGCUGUCAUAGAGGAUAGCACUUUGUGACACACAUUCUUCUUCUCAUUCUCUUUUGGUCAGCCUUGCAUCUUCAGUUUACCACUCCUUUCUUAUACAGCUAACUCUGACACCUCAAUCUUAUCUCUUGGCAUCCAAGCAUUUUACAAUACUUUUUUCUUAUUUAGGGCUUAUGUGUCCCUGUUUAUGCGCCAUCUCUGCGAGCCAGGGGCUGAUGGAGCAGAGACCUUUGCUGAUGGUGUUCCCAGAGAAGGUCUGUCUCGCCAGCAUGUCUUAACCAGGAUUGGUGUCAUGUCUCUCAUACGUAAGAAGGUGAGUUUUCCGUUAGAAAAGACCAUUCCAAGGACAUGCAUAUAUCAAAUGACCCCUCUGCAGAAUAUGGGCUAGGGAAAUCUUUAAACAUGUUGGGAAUACUAGGCAGGAGGUUUUGUAGUAAUGGAAUAUUUUGCAAUAUGUGGUUUCUUUGUUCUGUGAUAGGCAUUCUUAUGUGCUUAUGAAUUGAUUAAAUGAGUCCCAGUUCAUUAGAGCAGUGUUUCACAAUUGUGGCAACUAGGUUUGUUUUGUAAAAUUAGGAACUAUACAAUGAUUGUGAAUCUUGUUUAGUCUGUUUUAUUUAGAAAUAUCCCCAUCUUAACCCUGCAAUGUCUCUUCAGGUGCAAGAGUUUGAACAUGUGAAUGGGCGCUGGAGCAUGCCUGAGCUUGCUGAGGCAGAGGAGAAUAAAAAGGCAGUUCAGAUCGACUCUCCCUCCCCCAAAACACCAACUCCAUCUACCCCUGGAGACACACAGCCUAAUACACCAGCUCCAGUUGCAACAAAUGGUAAAUUUCUUGUCUUUGAGUCCCCUUUCUAUGGAUUUUGGUAUGCUAUUGUGUUUUUGACAUAUGUCCAGCUGCAGAAUUCUGCACACCCCUAAUCUUCAGUAUGAUAUAGGGGUUCCAGCUGGACGCAGAGUAAACCUGUCUGUUUAGGAGGGCAGCCCAAAGAUUAGGUGCUUUUCCCUUAAAGGCAUGGCAGGACAUAGUUUUAGGAAGGGGCAAAUGAAAAAGGGUAUGUUUUGGUAUUGUUCCUAAUUGUAUUUUUCUCCAGAGGAAGCACCGAAGAGUGAAGAAGUAGUGCCCAAGGAGGAAAGUACAGAGAAUGAUGUUAAGCCCCCUGAAGAGCGUAAUGAGGUGUGUUUUGUGCAUAGGCCACUUGAUUUCAUGCAUUAGAGCACCAAAUUACAUCUUACACCUGGCAUGCAAAUUAAAUUUGGUUCUUCUCCAGGCAACUCCUCCUGUGACAGAGUCCCAGUCCCCCGUGGUGCCAACCGAAGAAAAGCCAGAGGAACCAGAGAACAAGGAGAAGCCCCCAACCUCUGAGCCUAUGGAGACUGAUCAGAAAGUUGAGAAAGGUAAUGCAUGGUCAACAUCCUUGAAUGUGUAUUUCUUUGUUUAUUAAGUCUCUAAAUAUAUUUGUUCUCGUUACAGUGGAACCAGAAAAAGUUGAUGAAGUAAUCACUUUAGAUGACAAGAAAGGUUGGUGUUAAUUUUCUGUUUUCUCAUGUUGCUAGAAAGUGUCUUCCUGCUGUGUAUCUCACUGCUUCCUCUCUGUUCCUCUAGAUGAUGUGCAGGAAGUAGCUUUACAGAAUGGAGAGACUCCAAAAGAACCAACUGAGGAGAAAAUAAAGAGGGCAUCUGCAAUAGCUUCCAAGCAGAGGUUCAUGUUUAACAUUGCGGACGGCGGUUUUACUGGUAAGAGGCGACCCAUUGUGUGCAUUUGGGUGGACCAUUGACUUUUGCCGGUGAUGAGUCUGAGUAUUUGGAAAAUGUAUCCAUGGCUUGCCUGUUUUUUCCUAUUUCUUUUUUCCUAUACUAAUUUACGUGUGUGUGUGUGUGUUCACUAAAGAGUUCUGUAUUUUUUACAGUACCUAUUAAACCUGCGUGUAAUGUGUGGGGCAUUGCUCAGGUUUUCAGAGCAGUCAUUUUGAUGGCACUCAGUGAAUUUUUGUUUGAAAUUUUUAAUGUCCCUCAUCCCCCAUGUCCACAGAGCUCCACUCCUUAUGGCAGAAUGAAGAGCGAGCUGCAACUGUUACCAAGAAGACUUAUGAAAUCUGGCACCGCAGACAUGACUACUGGCUCCUGUCUGGAAUCAUAAAGUAUCCUUUAUUUUUGUGGAUCUCUUGUACUGCUGUGUCUUUUACAAAGUUAAAGCUUUACUUUUAAGUUUGCUAGAAGUGUGCUUGUAUGACUUAAGUUUGAGGCUGGGUGAGUGACUUGCUAUGCAUAGAGAUUGAGUGACUUCACACUGUCACUGUUAUUGGCAUUUUCCUGAAUGUUUCUCAGUCAUGGAUAUGCACGUUGGCAAGACAUCCAGAAUGAUGUACGAUAUGCCAUACUCAAUGAACCCUUCAAGGGAGAGGUGAACAGAGGAAACUUUCUAGAAAUCAAGAACAAGUUUCUGGCUCGACGAUUUAAAGUAAGUCUUUAGUCUCUUGGUAGAGCUGAAUGUGCUCAGUCUCUUCCUGAAUUAGUAUUAGAUUUCCUUGUGGACAUGCUCCCCUUUAUUUAAAACAAAGUGAAAGUAGGAGCAAUAGAAUUAUGCUCAUGUCAUUUCAGAAGCUGUCAGUUUUUAGAUUUAAAUUUUGCUUUGUUUUACAGCUUUUGGAACAAGCACUUGUAAUAGAAGAACAGCUAAGACGAGCUGCAUACCUAAAUAUGUCUGAGGAUCCCUCCCACCCCUCCAUGGCACUGAACACCAGGUUUGCCGAAGUGGAAUGCUUGGCUGAAAGUCACCAGCACCUCUCAAAAGAGUCCAUGGCAGGGAACAAACCAGCAAAUGCUGUUCUGCACAAAGGUAAACACAUACAAAACAAACAUAAUGGAUUAUUCCCCCAUUUGCUACAACAGUUGAAUAAUGCCAGCUGUACAAUGCCACAGCCUUUGCCAUGUUUUACUUUGUGACUCCACUGUGCCACAUCACCGUAACCGGUCUCCUUCUAAAUUUAGUUUAGUGUCCUGUUUAAAACAAGCUAUUUAAUGCCUUCCUGUAUAUAUCCCUUCUUUCAGUAGCUUGUUGAAAGACGCUCAGUCUUGCAUUUUUCACUUUGACACAAAUUUUGAUUCGGUAUGCUUUUAUCCCUGCAUGAAAUGGUGGAUGAAUGCAAAGUAACAAAGAUUUUUGUACACUUUCAUUUCCUUAGUGUUGAAGCAAUUGGAAGAACUGCUGAGUGACAUGAAGGCGGAUGUUACCAGACUCCCAGCCACCAUUGCCAGAAUUCCCCCAGUGGCUGUGCGGCUACAGAUGUCAGAGAGGAACAUCCUAAGCAGAUUAGCCAGCAGAGGAGGAGAACCACAGCCCCAGCCGGUAAUUCUCCUUUCCAAACUUACUUUCAUUAGUUAUUUUUUCGAGUGUUGAUCCACCUUGCAGUCUCUUCUAUCCUAACUGUCACAUUUUCUUUUCUUCAGCAGAUUGCUCAGCAAUAACAAGCCCCUCCUCUGGUCAGGAGGUCAGAGCGUCCACCCCCACCCCCGAAACAUUCCCAACUAGAAGCAGAGACCUGCGUAUGGCCACAGGACAUGCUACCAGAUCUACAUCCAGGGAAAAAAACUCAGCAGAGCUGAACACCACCCCGGAACCAUGAGUGAGUGGUCCCAGUCACAGAGGAAUCCUGGACUUAAAUGGCCUCACUGUGACCGAUCACAUGGUGCUGCUACUGCUUCAUAAAAGGGGUUCACCCCUUACUUGGGGUUUAGGGCCACUUACCCCAAAGGCCAGAAACUUACCCUUUGUGCAGGAGCAAAUUGUAUCCUGAAUUCAGAAGGAAAUACUUUUGUUUUUGUCUUUUAAUUUUAUUUGCUCAAGUCCCCUCAAACUGCCUGAGUGGGGCAGGAGGGAUGUCAUCCAGGACAGACACCCUACCUCCAUCCUUUUUAAUACAGAACGCGUUGUCGUAUAAUAAAACACAAAAUACAAUUCUGAAUGACUCCUUUCUGAACGGUCUGUUGUGUUGAUGGGGAAAUCUCCAUAAGAAUGAGAUGCUGGUGUACAGCAGAGGACCUCAUAGAAUUUAAGGUUCACAGCUAUGUUGCACAUGUGUUCACUGGGGAGAAUGUCUUGCACCAAUGGUCAUUCACAAGGAUAAAUGCUUACAUGUGCAAUCCAUGUUUGUUUACUGGAAACGUAUGUAACAAGCAACAUCCCAUGAGAGUAACACAUUUUCUUUAAUGAAACGUUUUUCAAUUAUUUUAUUAAGAAAGGUUGUGUAACGUUUAGCAAUGUUUCAUGAUUUUAUAUAUGUUAAUUUUAUUACACAUUGGUAUUGUUUUAAAAGGCUUGCUUUUUUUAUGCUGGUAAUUCUUAAAGAAAAGACAAAACAAACCUUUCCCCUCAAAACAAAAAAAGCUAUGUGAUAUUUCAGCUAGCGAUAGAUUAAUGCUUUAAAAAAAAAUCGAGAAAUCCACUGUCUAAAGCUCAAAGUAAAGAAGGGGGGGGAGGGGGGGAGAGACAAGAGAGAAAAAUGUUUCUUGUGCUUUGGUAUAAUUUUGUGUAACUAUUCCAAAUUAUUCCAUAGCCCAGGUGUAGGCAACAUUCGGCACUUACAAUUUUUUUGGACCACCUCUCCCAUAAUGCUUACAGCCAUAAUUCUGGGAAAGCAUAGGGGGUGAUGUAGCCCAUAACACCAUUUGGAGUGCUGAAGCUUGCAUAUUCCUGACCUAGCCCCAUGUCUGCACUUUUUGUACUCUACUUCCUCACAGACCAAUUAAGUAUAACCUGCCUGGCCAGGACUUAUAUUUUCUAUCAGAAGUGGCAGUUUUCCCUGUGGGAACAUUAAAUUUAAUUCACCAAAUAUACUAGAGAUAUUUUGUGUCUGUGAAAAAGGUAUGUCUGUGUGCUUUUUCUAUUAUUUCUGCAUUGAGUUUUUCCCCAUCUUACUAACUUUGUAGACUGCUCUAAAUAUAUGCUUCUCCUCCCUCCCUAUGUUAAAGAUAAGGAGAUAUUUUACACGGUUUUUACAAUAUUUUAAUUUCUGAUCUCCGCUAAACAAAGAAAACAACUUUAAAAUAUCAUGGUUUUGCCAAAGGAAACACAGCCUUUCUUUAUAAAAACAAUGAGGGGUGAAUGGAAUUUCCAGUUUGCUUUAAUGUUCUUUCCUGCUAGUGCUGGAAUUCUAUUUGAUAAGUGUCUGGUUUAUUCACGAGAAGCUGUCUUCUAUGACUCUUGUCACUUGGAUCUGUGCUGCUCCCUUGCCUGCUUUAUAUGGCUAGUUUCUCUAGCAGUACAAGACACAACUCCUAGUGUUUAACUCUUGAAAACAUGUAAGGCUGAAUCUACCUCGUACACAUUGCAACACAGAAUUCAUUAAAAUUCCAGCUAAUUCCAAUAAAUGUAUUGCCAUUUGCAGUUGCAGCGUUUUUGGAACAGACCGCUUUACUCCUCACACCCUGAGCAGUAGUUUGUGCCACACAGCUGCUAUCUGUAUAUGUUUUCAUGGACAAUAGCACGAAGAUGCAGUAUUUGAGUUUCUUGUUGUGGUCAAAGUAUUUCUAAACAUUCCCUCUGCCACAAAUAUUACAAGUUGUAAAUAUUUAGGAGUUAUAAAAGAGAUGGUUGAAAAGAGAUGGUGGACUGGGGUUUUUACUUAUUUUAUUUACCACUGUGAAGUUAGACAACUCCUUUUUAAAGUAGUUAGCUGUAAAGUGUUUUUUUUUUGUUUUGUUUUUUUGUUUUUUUUUUUAAUUAUUUCAAAUCCACAUAUGACACACUCUCUAAUACAGCAGGUUGGAUGGGACAAAUUGUAUGUAGAGCUAUACACACAAUUUUGUUUUUCAGGGCUACCAGUGUAGCCAUCAAGUGUUCUAAUCUCAUAGAAAAGUGACUUCCAUUUGUGUAAUGAAAUUGGGUGCAAUGGUUUUGUUAACUCUGCUAGUGGGUCUAUGG
This is a messenger RNA of Pelobates cultripes (western spadefoot toad), 25804 nucleotides long. The record is from the annotation of a GenBank genome assembly. Lineage: Eukaryota; Metazoa; Chordata; Amphibia; Anura; Pelobatidae.